CUUUUCUCGCAAGAGAAUUGCGGAGCACGUACUCCGCCGAACCACACAGACAUUACUCACUACCAUCGAAAUUUCACAUUAGGGCCUGUUUUCCUAUUCCACCCUGUGAGAUCUCUUCAAGGCUUCUAGUCGCUGUUGCUCCUCACUGUUUCUCCAACCAAGUUCUAAGGUCCACAGGGGUAGUCAAGAUGGAGAUCUUGACAUGUGGUGUGAAGUGGAAUCGGGUCGGUGAUGAAGUGUUUGAGAGUGGUAAUGGAGGUAGUAUUGAGGUUGAAGACAAAGUUGAAGUUCUUUUUUUUAUUUUUUAUUUUUAUUUUCCUAAGGAGCUGUUUCUAUAUAUAUAUUCUCUCAUCAUCAUACAUAGUUCAACAGUCAUGAUGUUCUGACAGGUCACCUUCUGUCAGGUCAUUCAUAUAUUGCGGGCAAUUAACUUAUUUAAUGCUUAGUUGGCUUGUGUCCUGGAGUCCAUUUCGUCUCACUAUCAAACGCAAUAUGGUGUGAUGAGAUCGCCUGCGCAUUAAUGAAUGUUGUACAAUUGGAAUUCAAACCAGGCGGUGAUUGAGCGAGUGGAUUGACCUGCAUUUGCUCAUUCGGGUUUACCCAUGUCUAUAUUCAUUUAGGGAGUGUGCACUUGUUUGAAUCUUAAGGGCAUGCUAUAUUUUAUAUAUCAUCACUUUUCAAUUAUUGGUUUCUCAUGAAACACUGUUCUGGAAUUUUUAAGUUUCUCAGUUAUGGUUUACUUGGUGUUGAGAUAGUUUUGCUGUGAUUGAAUCUUUCUGAAUUUGCUUGUUUACUUUUGUUAUGUUCAAUGAAAUUUCUUCAUUUUUCAGAAAAAGGAAAAAAAAUUACUUGUCAAUUGUGGUUUUGCUUUCUAUGUAAACAUAUUGUACUCACAAAUUUUGUAUCUGAAAUUAAAGAUAAAGAAAAUGUGAACAAAAAUCGAUUUAAUGAAAGAAAGCGGGUUCGAUCUCUAACAAUGAAUUUAUUGAGACAAAGAAACUCGAUCCUUUGAAUCUUUUUUUUUACUUGUAUGAUUCAAAGGCUUGCAAAGCUUGAAAACUUUUUCGAUUCGGGGAAGAAAGAUUUAUAGAUUUGAUAGUUUUGAAACUUAGUUGGAAGUUCGGUAGAGUUGGUAGAUUCUUUCCUUUGAUACUUGUGAUUCAAAAACUUGAAAAACUCAUUCUUGGAUCAGUAGAGAAGACCUCGUCAAUUUGGAAAGGACUUGUAGAUUUCGUAGUCUUGAUACCUGAUUGGAGUCGGUAGCUUAUAGUCUUGAGAGAGUUUUUGUGGCUAGAAAUUUGAUAUCCUUCUGUCCCUUUUUAGGAGGAGGACCUCUUUAUUUAUAGAGGAUUUGGGAGGAAAAUCCCAGUUGGCUGUUGACAAGUGUCACCAUCUUAUUGAUUGAUUUGUCGUUUUCAAUUGGGUGACAUGGCAUUUUUUAAUUGGCCAAUUUAUUUCACAGAUAUUCAAAUGAGCUUAUUUAGUGAAAUUAAUUUAAUUACAAAUCAUUAAAUAAAAUUUGUGGGCUCAAAAUACAUUUGGCAUUUUAUAAUUGGAACUUAAAAGCCUUGAUUGCACUUUUAAGUGUUUAAUGGAAUAUUUUUUAUGUGGGAAUAAUUUAUUCAUCCGUGGCAUAACAGUACCACUAGUGUAAUCUGUAGCUCCAAUUCUCUAGUUGCAUUUUUGUAUUGUUGGAAUUAUUAGCACUGCCCUGGAACCUGUUCUAUUGAAUGAUAUGAGUGGCAGCUGUAUACAGAUGCAAGUGCAGAAUCUAUAUUUACUUGUCAUGAGGUUUUUGAUGUUUAUACUAGGAGAUGAUCUAUCAGAUGCUUUUCAGGAUAUCAAAUUCUGUCUGAAAUAUUUGUUGGUUCAAUUAUUGUUUAGCAUCUUUACAAGUUUAUAACUAGGGUAUCAAGUUUUGAGUAUUUAGUGUUACUCAUUCUAUUGUGAAUAAUUCUUACUAAGUUCUUUACGAGUGAAGAGCAUCAAAUCAAACAUGGUAAGAGCAUACAAGCAAGAGCACGUGUACAAGCAUCCGUGGGAGAGGGUAACUUCUGCAUCUUGGCGCAAGUUUACUGACCCUGAGAACAAGCGGAUUCUUUCCCAUGUACUUGAAGUUGACACUUUGAACUGGAAGCUUGAUCGUGAGUCUGGGAAGCUUUACACAACUCGUGCUGUGACAGUGCAUGCUCCUGGACCAUGGUUCAUCCGUAAAAUCAUUGGUCAGGACAUUUGUCACUGUGUUGAGUCAACAGUUGUUGAUGCCCGUACUCAGUCAAUGCAGCUUACCAGUCGUAACAUCAGUCUCCAGAAGUUCAUAGAAGUUGAGGAGAAGAUCCGUUACCACCCUCACCCUGAUAAUCCUAGCGAGUGGACACUUUGUCAGCAGGAGACAAGUAUAAGGAUCAAGCCAUUAUCUGCAUUGGCAUCAAUGGCAGAGAAGAUAGAACAACGUUGUGUCGAGAAGUUCUUGCAGAAUAGUGCCAAGGGUAGAGAGGUUAUGGAGAGGAUCUGCAAAUAUCUUGAAGCAGAAUCUAGAGGAAUUGCCCUGUAGCCCUCACUUUCAUUUUUCAAUUUAACCUUGUGCAACACAACGGUUUGGAGUAUCUCAAUAGUAGAAAGUUGAAAAGAAAUAAAAAUGCAAUCUGUGGAGCGUCGACUGAUUAAUUUUUCAUGGAUAUUGUGCAAAUUUUGACCCCUUUCUUGAAAUAAAAAACUUUGAAUUAGUAUGAUGCA
Molecule: messenger RNA, 2736 nt
Organism: Manihot esculenta (cassava)
Lineage: Eukaryota; Viridiplantae; Streptophyta; Magnoliopsida; Malpighiales; Euphorbiaceae
Product: AP2-like ethylene-responsive transcription factor PLT2
Exons: 2
Coding region: 1997-2554 (185 amino acids)
Biological process (GO): phospholipid transport; regulation of DNA-templated transcription
Cellular component (GO): mitochondrial intermembrane space
Molecular function (GO): DNA-binding transcription factor activity; DNA binding; phosphatidic acid transfer activity
Source: RefSeq, a predicted model, not a curated record